This is a messenger RNA of Drosophila teissieri, 638 nucleotides long. RefSeq lists its product as uncharacterized. Gene Ontology annotation, molecular function: zinc ion binding. Gene Ontology annotation, cellular component: nucleus. The record is from RefSeq and is a predicted model, not a curated record. The transcript has a single exon. Lineage: Eukaryota; Metazoa; Arthropoda; Insecta; Diptera; Drosophilidae.
AUGGUCAUUCGAUGCAGCUUAGUUAUUUGUUUUAAAAAGUAUUUGUUUGGAAUCCAAUAAAGAACUCAAGCCAUGGAGGACUUGGUGAAGAUGUGCCGUGUAUGCAUGGGCGAGUCGGAGGACAUGUUGGACAUCUACGACAACAAGAGCUUGGGGGACAAGCUGAGCGCCGAUCUAAAGAAAACCAAGGAGCCGGAGCCCACGCCGGCUGAUCUGCUGAAGAACUGCAGUGCAUAUCCAGUGGCAUCCGGGGAUGGCUUUCCCCUGAAGGUGUGCGAGCCGUGCCUGCUAAAAUUACGGGAGGCCAUGAGAUUCAAGAGGCGCUACACAAGGACCAUGGAAUACGUAGCGCGCGUAAAGAAGGAGAAAAUCGACCAGGAGACCUGCGAUCUCCUGGAGGCCGAGGAUUGGGAACUCGUAGAGCGCAUCAAAAGCGAAGACGAGGAGGAGAACGAGGACGAUCUGCAGACGAAAACGAAGAAACGCAAUGAGGUGGAUAAAAAGCGGCCCUUCAAGUGCCCAGACUGCCAGAAAAACUUCACCGGCAAGGCCCAGUUGACCAUGCACAGUCGCACCCACAGCAAGGCAUCCACUAGGCCCAAACGAAGAACUCUUAAAUAGUCUUAUUGAUCUCAGCC